Messenger RNA from Acanthoscelides obtectus, 3985 nucleotides. The record is from the annotation of a GenBank genome assembly. Lineage: Eukaryota; Metazoa; Arthropoda; Insecta; Coleoptera; Chrysomelidae.
CUAGUCUUUUUCAAAAAUUCUGUGAAAAACUACGUAAAAUGGCAGAAGUCAAAGCUUUCAAGGAUAGCCAUUUCUUCAGACAAAUGAUGAAAUAACUGAACAAAUAACAAUCAAAAUUCUACCGUGUAUUAUAUGAACCUUCUUGUUUUAGAAAUGUCUUUCCAAAUAUCUAAUAUAAUAUCGCGUUCCAUUGAAAAAACAAGUUUGUUGUGCCAUGACAUUGUGCAACACCCUGUAGAUUUACAAAUAAUGUAGAGAUAGACACCUAUAUGAUAUCACCUUGAUGUGCAAGCCGUUUUUUACAUUAUAUAGCUUUUCUAUUGGACAGCUUCCCAUUUUCGCUGGGACACCCUGUAUAUAUUGUAAUUGAUAACGUGUAUUUUUUUUUAUAGAUCAAUUUUUGGAGUAUGUGCGUGGCACAGGUUACUCUGAUAUGAAUAUUAUGAGAAAGCAUAAACUGAUUUAACGAUCUGAUUGUUUCAACCGGAAUAUUCAGGGAAGACUGAAAACUCAGAAAAGUACUUUGAGACCUGGAACUUCCACAGCUACUUUAUGCAAAACAACUGCUCACAUGCAAGUGCUGGUGUCACGUUUGGGCAUGUUGAAAUAUCGUGGAAAAAUGUGCGGCCAUUUUUUUUUUGCUUAUGAAUAGUUCCUUUGGAGAUCCGAUACACAGGCUUAUAAGUUCCAGAGUCUUUGGCCUUUUAUUGCAUCACUUCAAGUAUUUUAAAAAUAUGAAGUCUAGGUUGCAUAGAAAUCUAAAAUAUCUUGGUCUUGGACCCAAUUCGGUCUAACUAUGCCACUAGCACUAUAAUGAUUUGGAGACCAGUAUAAUGAGAGUGUUCAAUUCCAAAACAUUCCCAUUUUUGUUUUUGUAGUAAUUCUAAUACUUUUUGGGACAAUGGAAUGAUUUAAUUGAAAGAGUCAAUAUUUUUGGAAAAAUCAAUGGGCGCUUGGUGCACUCGUUAUGGUCUACAAUCUAAAACAUUGAAUUAAGGAUUGUGGCGUUGUUUUGCAUGAUUUUUCCGUUCUAUCCCAUUUUACUGCUUUUCACGUCUCCAUUUUUACAUCUAUUCAUUCAUAUAUUCAGUUCUAGCUUUUUUAUCUCAUUAGAUAGCUGUAGUAGUAGUGGUGGUGGUUGUGGUUACAAUGGGGAGGCAAAGCCUGUAAACUAAGCCACAUUUCACCUUUUGUCGAAUCUGUGUGACCAACACUAUACUUGAAUUCAGUGAACAAGUUUUUAAUCUUCGCCUACAAAUGAUAGUUGUCAUAACUGUUUUUUAUUUCCUUUUUGUUUGUUAGGGUUUUAGCUAUGACACAAGGAAAUCUGUUCAAACAUUUGAUCUUGGCGGUUUUCUAAUUUUAUGACCUAUAUCAUCAAUAUUCCGAAAACGACUCACUUUCACAUAACGCCGCUUGAGUAUUCAUAACUGUUAAAGUGAAAAUAAGUGCAAUGUUUUUUAUUUAGAUAUGUGAAACGUUGCUCUACAAAGGUAUCAAAAAAUGGCGAGAAAAGAGCAACGUAUUACUGUCAUCGCAGCGGAACGUUUAAAUCAAGGAGCAAGGGCCAUAGAAAAAUCAAAAGACAAGGCACCAAAAAGAUAGGCAAAGACUGUCCCGCUAGGAUAUAUGUAAAAAUAUCAACAUCAGGCCAAGUUUCCAUCGACUAUAUACAAACGCAUGUUGGGCAUGAUGAUGAUGAAAUCUACCACUGGAGUCUUACUGAUAAGAAAAAGACCAUAACAAACACUAAAACCCCUAAUAUGGAUUUUUGCUACAAUGAAAUUGUGAGAGAGGUGAAAGCUGAUACAGAGCCUUUUAAUCUCAAGUCGUGUGAUCUAGUGAACAAAAAGGGGAAAAAGCCCAUUGAAAAAUGCGUCAGUAUAGUCUCUACAAAAACAACGGAUGUAGAAACAGAACAUCCAGAACUGUGGCUCAUUGAAGAGCCGUCAAAGAUAUCCGAGAUAUCUGUCGUACACUCGAAGACUUAUGUUGAGUCAAAGAUACAGUUCAUAAACGAUUUGAUCCAGUUGGUGAAUGAUAAUGUUAACUCAGCUGAGGAGUUGACAGAAGCAACUAAAUUGGCGAAGCCGUUAAUGGAUAAAUUGAAAGGAACUAGAAAACAUACAGGAACCGCCUUUAGCGUUUCAGUUCCCAAGAUGGACAUAGUGGAAUUCCAAACACUUCAAACACCAGCCAACAUCCAAAUUAUCCACGCAACACCAGCGCAAGUGAUUGACGCUCAACACGUGCAACUCGAACACGUCCAAGUUAUGGAGGGCACGCAGGUGUUGCAUGGUCUGGCGCAAGUUGCACAUCUUGCCACGAAUGGAAUAUCUACUGUUGAGCAGGAGACGCUUAGCCUUCCGCUGAUUAAACUCGACAGCAUUUUCCAAACUAUAUGAGCUAUGCUUAAACAACUUAAUAAAUGUAGGCUAAAUAUGCGACUGAUUAGGCACAUACGAGGUUUCUUCCGGAAAAUACGGGGCGUCGUGUUAAGGCGUUGUGGAAGGGUGACCCGGUGGUUCCCUCUCUCUAUGCAAUCUUCUCUAUGCUCAGUUCGAGGCCGAGCGCUCUGCGAGUAAGUGGGAUUUACGUGUGCUUGUUGAAAGUAACCUUUUUUUUACGUGCCGUCGGCAUGGAGCUCUCUCUGAUCGAGGAACAGCGCAUCAACAUACAGUUUCUUGCAAAGCAAGAAUGGUCGUGAGAAUUUUGAGUGUUUGGAACAAGUUUACGGUGACAAUUCUCUGAAAGAACCAACCGUCAACAAGUGGUUGAAAGGCCAAGAAGAUGUGGAAGAAGACCAACGCUCAGAACGCGCCUCCAUAUCGAGCUCUGGAGGGAAAUGUUGAACAAAUUCGGGGCUGUGUUCUAAAAGACCGUCGAUUGAUAGCUGAGGAACUGGCAAUCCCCAAAACAAUCGUUUAAGAAAUUCUGACAGAAAAACUUGAAAUGAAAAAAUUGUGCGCGAAAAUCGUUCCGGAGCUUUUGACUCCAGAACAGAAAGCAAGAGAGGAUUGCUUGCUGUGAGGAUUGGUUGGAAGUAGAAGAAAGGGGGCACUUUCUCAACCGGGUCAUCACUUUAGACGAGUGAUGGUUCUACAAAUUCGAUGUGGAGCUGAAAUCUCAAAGCAUAGAGUGGAGGCAAGCAGGGGAACCGAGAACAAAAAAGUAGAAAAAAUCGAGGUCCAAUGUGAAAACAAUGUUGAUCGUUUUCUUUGAUUCUCGGGACGUUGUUCACCAGAAAUUUAUUCCUUCCGGCUAGACAGUGAACGAAAAUUUCUACAUUGAAGUUUUGCGUCGUAUCAGAGCUCGUGUGGCCCGACUUGGACCGCAUUUGGCACAAGGGUCAGGCAGAUCCUUCAUCACGACAACGCGUCUGCUCACACGUCUCUCGUUGUGCUUGAGUUUUUGGCCCGAAGCCUUAUUCACCCGACUUAGCCCCUUGCGACUUCAUCCUGUUCCCAAAAUGCAAAAUAGUGCUUCGGGGGCGGCACUUGGCGGAUGUGGAAGCCAUCAAGGCAGAAACGACACGGCAAAUGGAGGGCCUCACAAUUGAACACUUUCAGCGAUCGUAUUAACAGUGGAAACGGCGGUGGCAGAAGUGCAUCUUGUCUCAGGGGGAGUACUUUAAAGGAGACCGUAUUGAAAUACCUGAACAACUGUAAAAUAAAGUUAUUAUUCCACUUUUAUACGUAUUUUCCGGACAAACCUCCUAAUAGGCCAAACAUUCAAAAUUAGCUAAUGAAACCCUUAAAUUGUUGAUAGUGACACCCUCUCCUUCCAUCACGUAUACCCACUGUGACUGUUCACAUAUAGCUCAGAAGCCUGAGUCAGGAUAUAUCUUCAACAAAAAUUCAAGAUGUUAAGCAAAUGCCUAUGAUAUGAUAUUAAGUAUUCUGUGGUUGUAAGAAAACAAUAAGAAUGUAAUUUACUGAUGUUUUUAUUGUUAUAGUGAAUUAAUAAAAUGCAAUUGAUUUUUGGA